AUAGCGAGACGGAGGGAACAGGUGUCACAUCUUUACCUGGAAUCCUGCAAGGAACAUCUUAAGGGCAAAAAUACCAUUGGUAACAUCUGAGACUAUAACUACACAAGACCGUGGAACUGAGCAUCCUUUUGUUUUUCACCGUAUUUCACUGAUCGUUGGAACUGCAGAGAAAAGCCAUGGACAACAGACUGGUCUUCCUCACUGCCCUGCUAGUGACGCUGUCCUGGAUGUCAGUGGGCACCUACGCAGCGACAACAACAGCAGCAGCUACGACAACAGCAGCAGCGACGACAACAGCAGCAGCGACAACAACAGCUGCAGCGACAACAGCAGCAGCUACGACAACAGCAGCGGCGACAACAACAGCUGCAGCGACAACAGCAGCAGCUACAGAGGCACCACCAAUCAUGCCCAACACAAAUGUGACAACACUUAUGACAACUAUCAACAGGACAGACUGCGGGGAUGAGCAGCUCUGUGCCGCUCAGCCCUCAGACUGCGACCCCUCAACAAGUUCAUCAUGUUUCUUUCUGGCUGCCAAGCAGAUAAGCGGCAGAAACUUUGAAUUUGGGCUUUCAGGAGAGUCCGAUGGCUAUAUUGCUGCCACCCUGUCACUCGACAGCGAGCUGGGAGGUAAUGACACAACCUACGUCUGUGCAAAGGAUGGCGGUGUUGUUAAAUUCUUUGCCGCUCUCCUCGACAAUGACAUGCUGACUGUGAAAGAGCUGAACGUGGGCUCAGUGAAGGGCAAGAUCGACGGGAACAAAAUCCAGUGCACAUUUUCUGCCACUGUACCGCGGGCCCUGUCUAAAACCAAACAAUUCGCACUUGGAAUCUCUACAGGAACUUACAACAGCACUGAUGGUACUCUCGGAUCACCCAAGUUCCAGUUCAAAAGUGGUCUUCUAGACCUGGCAAAUCCUAACGUCACUGUCACGACGACAACAGCAGCACCUACAGAGGCACCACCAAUCAUGCCCGACACAACAGUGACAACACUUAUGACAGCUAUCAACAGGACAGACUGCGGGGAUGGGCAGCUCUGUGCCGCUCAGCCCUCAGACUGCGACCCCUCAACAAGUUCAUCAUGUUUCUUUCUGGCUGCCAAGCAGAUAAGCGGCCGAAACUUUGACUUUGGGCUUUCAGGAGAGUCCGAUGGCUAUAUUGCUGCCACCCUGUCACUCGACAGCGAGCUGGGAGGUAAUGACACAACCUACGUCUGUGCAAACAAUGGCAGUGGUGUUCAAUUCUUUGGCGCUCUCCUCGACAAUGGCAUGCUGACUGUGAAAGAGCUGAAAGUGGGCUCAGUGAAGGGCAAGAUCGACGGGAACAAAAUCCAGUGCACAUUUUCUGCCACUGUACCGCAGGCCCUGUCUACUAAAACCAAACAAUUCGCACUUGGAAUCGCUAACGGAACUUACAACAGCACUGAUGGUACUCUCGGAUCACCCAAGUUCCAGUUCAAAAGUGCUCUUCUAAACCUGGCAGAUCCUAACGCCACUGUCUCCAAUGUGCUUCUCCCUACUAGCCAUGCCAUUACAAUCCAGCAAUCUCUGACCCAAGCUCUGCUGAUCACUGUUGGUGUGCUUGUUCUGACCGUGCUCUGAGGAAACUGACAGCUCCAAGAGUCAAGACAAGACAACCAUUUUCCGUCUUAGUGUGCUACUGAAUAUAAUCAUCUCUCAGGAGGUUGACUAUAAACAGUGCAUCCUUCCCAGAUUAUUAGAAUCAUGCUUCACUGUUUCAAUUUACUGGCAGGUGAGGGCAGGAAUGGUGGAGGUCGGUCAAUCUUCCCAGGCCUUCUUAUGCUUUUACAUCGGUGUAGGCUCUGAAACACAAAAAGUCUGUUAAUUUUGUAUUUAAUGUUUAAUCAAUUUUGAGUAUUUCUUUUAAACAUAGGACUGCUGCAUUUCUGUCCUACAUGUUACCUAAUAGCAAAACAAAUACAUUGAUUAACUGCCAGAACUGAAAAUCAGUCUUUGAAUGAUUGGAAUGGGUACAGAGUUAUCAAACAUACAAUAAAUAAUCAAUUGUUUUUACCACUACCUGGCAGUUGUGUGUCAUGCUCUAAAACAUUUGAGGUUUGGGGUCCGGUUACCUUUAAGCCAACAUUACUACAGUCAGGCAAACACCCUUAUGACUUGGCAUAACACCUGGACAUUUCUAUUAUUUAACGGGGAUGCCUAAAAACAUUAUAAAUUCAACAUUGCAUAAAGGUCAAUCAUAUUGGUCAAAAUGAUUAGGAACUCAUAAAUAACGUUUUGGGACCAUGAUAUUAUUAUUUUUAAUCCCCAGAAUAAAGGGAAGAUGUGCAUUUAUGAAAGAUUAGUUAUUUUAGAUUGCAUACACCACAACAUAUUACCAUUCAUAUGUUUUUUUUGAUGACGUACACAAGAAACGCAAUAUUAUUUCUCACUGUCGCUCAUGAUAGCAGCAAAUGGCAGAGGUGUUUGCAUUAUGUGAUUAUUAUUGUUAUGACAUUUUCUUUUUUUAUGUGAAUGUACAUAUUGUUAAAGAUUCAACCAUGCCAUUUCUGAAUGGCUGAUAUUUCCAUAUAUAUGUGUGUGUUUAUGUGUAGCACACGUGCAAUUGAGUAGUUGCAAAAAGAGAUGAUGAAAUGGAUUUUGUACUUUGUUUCAUGUAACGAUUGAAGUUGAUUUUUUGAAUAAAUAUUAAAUGAAAGCUGA
Molecule: messenger RNA, 2687 nt
Organism: Trematomus bernacchii (emerald rockcod)
Lineage: Eukaryota; Metazoa; Chordata; Actinopteri; Perciformes; Nototheniidae
Product: cell wall protein PRY3-like
Exons: 11
Coding region: 177-1607 (476 amino acids)
Biological process (GO): regulation of glutamate receptor signaling pathway
Source: RefSeq, a predicted model, not a curated record